Molecule: messenger RNA, 489 nt
Organism: Penicillium canescens
Lineage: Eukaryota; Fungi; Ascomycota; Eurotiomycetes; Eurotiales; Aspergillaceae
Product: MFS monocarboxylate transporter
Exons: 4
Coding region: 1-489 (162 amino acids)
Cellular component (GO): fungal-type vacuole membrane
Source: RefSeq, a predicted model, not a curated record
AUGAGCGACACGGAGAAAGCAUUAAAAUCCGUGGGAGGCUCCGAAACAAAAGAAGUGCUUACCAAAGGAGGUGUCAAAGGAUGGCUUACAGUGCUAAGCGGCUGGUGUGUGAUGCUUAACACAUUUGACUACAUCAGUGCUUUUGGCCCAUUCCUGAUUGACAAAAGCGAGUCCAAUAUUGCAUGGAUUGGCUCCCUGCAAGCCUUCUUCAUGUUCUCCGCUGGCCUCAUCUCCGGCCUGAUGAUAGAUGGCGAUAGACCGAAGAAUACAGCUCAUCCUAAUUCCAUGCUCAUGCUAUUCAUCACCUCCGUCAUGCUCACCUCCCUCUGCACCGAGUACUACCAAUUCAUCCUAGCGCAAGGCGUCCUACGCGGCCCCCCAAAUGGUCUCGCCUAUACGCCAGCCGUAACCGCCAUCAACCAAUAUUUCUUCCAGAAACGACCAAUCGAAGGGGAAUUACAUCUAGCGGAUCCUCCCUCGCAGGCGUGA